Molecule: messenger RNA, 297 nt
Organism: Suillus fuscotomentosus
Lineage: Eukaryota; Fungi; Basidiomycota; Agaricomycetes; Boletales; Suillaceae
Exons: 2
Source: RefSeq, a predicted model, not a curated record
GAUGAUACCUCCACUCUCAAAGAGCUUGUCGCCGCUUGGAUAAACCAAGAGUUUCAUCCGUCCCCGAUAAUCAAGCCAAAUGACAAGUAUUCACGUGUAUUUGUGAGUGACAUCUGUGGGAAGCUGCUCUGCCCUGCUGAGUGGGACUGGGAUCAGAACAGUGUCAAAGCCGGCAUUCACGACAGGACAUCAGAGUACAUUGUAUCGGAAAACUCGUGGCCUCUGUUUGUAUACGAAAACUAUCAAGUCAACAGUAAUGACCUUGAAGAAGGUUUUCUCAAGUCAAGGCUUCUAGUU